Centropristis striata (black sea bass) is the source of this 2763-nucleotide messenger RNA. It is a transcript of the gene trmt9b, whose product is annotated as tRNA methyltransferase 9B. The coding region runs from base 304 to 1584 and encodes 426 amino acids. NCBI's taxonomy places the organism in Eukaryota, Metazoa, Chordata, Actinopteri, Perciformes, Serranidae. The transcript is spliced from 4 exons. Gene Ontology annotation, biological process: tRNA wobble uridine modification. The record is from RefSeq and is a predicted model, not a curated record. Gene Ontology annotation, molecular function: tRNA binding; S-adenosylmethionine-dependent methyltransferase activity. Gene Ontology annotation, cellular component: nucleus; cytoplasm.
UGGAUCUCUACAUGCUAUGGAUUUGAUCCCGUCCGGUGGAUAGUACGCUGCUGGCGUCCACACACGGCAGCCAGGUACUUCAGUCCGCUCACGUUCCCGUCGCUCCUCACCAUGUCGGUAAUAAUGUGCUCGGUGCCGCCGUGGGGAGCGCGUCCCUCUGAUCCUGCAGAUAGAUGGAUGUCAUAGACCGGAGAGGGAAGUUUUCCUUCUGGACCUGAGGCUACAGGCGGAUCUCUGCACGGCGGUUUACACGUUGUACGGCAUGCUACUGUGAGGCCGCUGCAUGAGGCAGCCUGGACGAACAUGAUGGAAGAGGCUGCCAGUCAGCUCGAGAGAGACCAUGUGCACAGCGUCUAUGACAAGAUUGCUCCAUAUUUCAACGACAGCCGCUAUAAAGCCUGGCCCAAGGUGCGACAGUUCCUGCUAGACCUGCAACCGGGGAGCAUCGUGGCUGACAUUGGUUGUGGCAAUGGCAAGUAUCUCCACAUCAAUAAGGAGGUGUUCAAGCUGGGGUGCGAUGUUUGUCGCCCCCUGGUGGACUUUGCCUGGAGCCAAGGACACGAGGUCCAGAUGUGCGACGGGCUGCAUUUGCCUUACAGAGACGGCUGCUUUGACGCUGUGCUCUCUAUUGCAGUCAUCCAUCAUUUGUCCACCAAAGAACGUCGUAUUCGAGCAAUAAAGGAGAUGGCUCGCACCCUGAGAGUGGGUGGACGCAUCAUGAUCUACGUUUGGGCCAUGGAGCAGAAACGUCGUAAAUUUGAGAAACAGGACAUCUUUGUUCCCUGGAACCCGAACCCUCAUUCGCCCUCCACCAGGGAGAACGCCAAACCCCGAAGGAGGGCCACGGCUCAGAGUGUGAGCGAAGCCAUAGACAACGCCGACAAGCACAGGAAGGUUAGAAGCACAUCCUCUGUGGCAGACGAGGAAGACGCGCCCUGCAACACGCCACAGCAGAGCACACAGAGACUGUGGUUCUUCUCCAGGUCUCUGGAUUCUGUGUUCGACUUUGGAAGCUUAGCCAUCUCCCGGUCGUCCUCCAGAGACCUGAGCACUUUAUCGUCACCCACAGGCGAGAACGACAAGAACAAGGCCAGCCAGCGUGGGAGAAGAAGAGGCCUCAUCAAACAGGUUUCGAGCUUCUUUUCCCCGCCGUCUGUGAUCGGAUCAGAGGAAGACGUGUUUGACUCAGUCACAGACCUGCACAAGGGACAAAAUGAUCCUGGAGGCAACAACAACAACAACAGCAGCACAGAAAACCCAAGUGUUUCAGUAUCUUUAGCCCAGGAGUGUGGCUCUCUGGCCCUGCCAGAUUUGGUCCCUUUCCAGAAGGAGCACCUGAAGCAGUCCGAAGAUGAAAGUGAAGGAGGGCUGCAGCGAAAAGAGCAGCAGGAAAGCACAAGGAGUCCUCAGGGGAGCGAGGGGCAGGUGGAGGGCUCCUGCCUGAGGUACUAUCACGUCUUCAGGGAGGGAGAACUGGCAGAGCUGAUAGAAAAUCAUGUCGAGGAGCUUCAUGUCCAACACACCUACUUCGAUCAUGCCAACUGGUGUGUGGUGGCAGAGAGAGUUCAAUUGUGGAAAAUAUGAUUUUAACUUGAUUUUAUUUUGCAUCAAUUCUGCCUCAAGUUUUAGCACUGAAUCGCACAUUCGAUGAUUAUUACACUCCUGUGACUGUAAAGUGAAUAAAUGUACAGAUGAAGCCAUUGUUGAAGGUACACUAAACACUUAACUACUCUGCUACAAUGCUUUAACAGUUUGCAAAAUGUAAUUUUUUUUGUCUUAAGUUUCUGGUAGUCCUAGACAAACAGCAUAUAGACAAAUGGCAUCAAAUGUGAUUUUUAAACGGUAACACUGAAAUGGUUUUGCAGGAGAGGAUGUGUUCAACAAUGGCUUUCACUGUAUACUGUACCACGUUUUUAAAGUAUUUAUUCUGUCAAUACAUGAAACCAACAAGCAGUAUCUAGAUAUCCUUUGUGUCUUUUAGUAUCAACAAUUAGUUUUUACUCAGUGCAGCUAAUAAUUUAAACUCUUUUAAAAGAGCAUUUCUGCAGGAGAGAUGUUAAGAAAUGCACUGUUUCUCUCUCUUCGGACUUUUAAUAUUAGCCAAAGAGGAAUUUGUGAAACCACAUUACACUCUUCCACCCGAUGUUUUAAUGCAUUAAAUAUAGUGGAAACUUCAUACUUGAUUGUUGGUGUCUGCCUGUUUCUACAAUUACAUGUCCUUAACUCUGAACAUGAGCUAUAUUUUUAGCACGUAUCUGGUAUGGACUUAUUGGUGGCGCUCUUUGUAAACUGCUCAUGUGUAAUCUAUCAUAAGAAGAGCUCAAAGUUGUGCAGAAUAUCUUCCAACACGUUUGUGCAUUUACUUGUUGCAUUUUAAAGAACAUGUUGCCUGUGUGUGUGUGUGUGUGUGUGCGUGCUUGAUGUUUGUAAUAGUUGUUUACUGUCUUGUGUUGAAGUAACAAGCUGAACUGUACCACUGAUUUGUUUCAGCCAAUCAACUGCCUCAUAUACUGUGAAUAAACAUUGCACUGUACCACAAGUAUGUCGCUGCUUGAUGUCAGUGAAUGACAUAAAAAUAGGUGGAAUCUGAAACAUACUAAUGUACCCUUUGUGCCAAGGCUGGUGCGUAUCCUUAGAAGUACAGUAUGUGUGGACCAACUGUUUGUUCUCAAGUGACACUGGUACCUUAUUGUCUUAUGUGACCUGAUGUAAAUACUCUGGAGUCUGAAUUUGUUUUUCCUUAUUAAAUAUUUUUGUUCAUGA